AUGGGUGGUGCAACAAUAGGGAUUCAAACUCUUGCUUGCAUUCUUCUCUUUGUUGCCAUGGCUUCUUCUUCUUCUUCUCUCAUAGCUACUACUCAUGCAGUUUCCACAGAUUGGUCUACUGCACUUCUUGUUAAGGUUGAUCAAUCAGGAAAUGGUGAUUUUAAGAAGAUACAAGAUGCUAUUGAUGCCAUCCCAUCAAAUAACGUCGAUAACGUCUUCAUAUGGAUUAAGCCGGGGACAUACAGAGAAAAAGUAGUGGUUCCAGCAGAUAAGCCUUUCAUAACAUUGAGUGGGUCGAAGGCGAGUACCACAAUAAUAACAGGGAGUGACCAUGGCAAUAUAUUUGAGUGUCCUACACUGUCUGUAUUGGCUACUGACUUUGUGGCCCGAUAUCUCACAAUACAGAACACGUUUGGGGCGGGCGACAAAGGAGUUGCAUUGAGGGUUUCAGAAGACAGAGCAGCAUUUUACAUGUGCAGAAUAAUCUCUUAUCAGGAUACCCUCCUUGAUGACACAGGAAGGCACUAUUACAACAACUGUUACAUUGAAGGUGCCACUGACUUCAUCUGUGGAAAUGCAGCUUCUCUCUUCGAAAAAUGCCAUCUGCAUUCGACAUCGGAAGGAACAGGUGCAAUCACAGCACAAAGAAGAGAAUCACCCUCAGAGAACACCGGCUACACAUUCCUUGGUUGCAAGAUCACAGGAGUGGGAACUUGCGUCUUAGGAAGGCCAUGGGGGUCUUACUCUAGGGUGGUGUUUGCCAUGACUUUCAUGUCUAGUGCAGUACUGCCUCAAGGAUGGGAUGAUUGGGGUCGUCCGUCCACACAUAGCACUGCUUAUUAUGGAGAGUACAAGUGUUACGGACCAGGAGCGGCUUCUUCAGGAAGAGUUAAAUGGUCGAAAACGCUCUCAGAUGCAGAGGCCAAGCCAUUCUUGUCUAAAGACAUGAUCGGUGGCCGAGCGUGGCUCAGGCCUGCACCUACUCGUUUCCGAAGACCUUCUUGGAUCAUUGGGAAUAAGUAG
Telopea speciosissima is the source of this 1023-nucleotide messenger RNA. RefSeq names its product putative pectinesterase 11. The coding region runs from base 1 to 1023 and encodes 340 amino acids. The record is from RefSeq and is a predicted model, not a curated record. The transcript is spliced from 5 exons. Gene Ontology annotation, molecular function: pectinesterase activity. NCBI's taxonomy places the organism in Eukaryota, Viridiplantae, Streptophyta, Magnoliopsida, Proteales, Proteaceae. Gene Ontology annotation, biological process: cell wall modification.